Molecule: messenger RNA, 825 nt
Organism: Triticum turgidum subsp. durum (durum wheat)
Lineage: Eukaryota; Viridiplantae; Streptophyta; Magnoliopsida; Poales; Poaceae
Source: the annotation of a GenBank genome assembly
AUGGCCGCCUCCAGCGACCUCCUCGACGUCGACCCGCCCGAGCUCCAGUUCCCCUUCGAGCUCGACAAGCAGAUCUCCUGCCCCCUCAAGAUGAUCAACAAGACCGACAGAACCGUCGCCUUCAAGGUUAAGACGACGACCCCCAAGAAGUACUGCGUGCGCCCCAACAAUGGCGUCGUGCGGCCGCGGUCCACCUGCGAAGUUGUAGUGACGAUGCAAGCCCAGACUGUUGCACCACCAGACUUGCAGUGCAAGGACAAAUUCUUGGUGCAAAGCGUGGUCGUCGCCGAUCGCUUAUCGGCCAAGGACAUCAUCCCUCAAAUGUUCAUGAAACAAGGGGGUAACGCUGUUGAGGAGGUGAGGAUGAGGGUCACUUAUGUGAUGCCAACCGAAUCGUCGUUAGAGAUUGCGGAGGAAAGCGAUGGGCCACAGCGUAUCUUGGUGCCUAUGCAGCGAAUUGCGGAUCAUGGGAGGAGCGCCUCAGAGCUGUCGAGUGGCUCGGUAUCCUUGAGAUCAGCUGAGCUGGGGACAGAGGUGGGAUCACCUACUGGACCAGUUGUAAGGACUGAAGAAUUACUGAGGGCUGCAGGACAUGCUGCUGAAACAAGAACAUAUACAGGGCCUGAUGCACAGUCCCUUGAGCUGUCGGCUUUGAUUACAAAAUUGACCAAGGAAAAGGAUUCUGCCCUUGAGCAAAAUAAAAAGCUUCACAGUGAGUUGGAGCUAGUAAGGCGUGAUGCCAGUAAACAAGGAGGAUUCUCGCUGAUAUUUGUACUGGUGUGUGGGCUGCUUAGCAUCAUUCUGGGCUAUCUUGUAAAGAAAUGA